Molecule: messenger RNA, 336 nt
Organism: Galeopterus variegatus (Sunda flying lemur)
Lineage: Eukaryota; Metazoa; Chordata; Mammalia; Dermoptera; Cynocephalidae
Product: myelin-associated oligodendrocyte basic protein-like
Exons: 4
Source: RefSeq, a predicted model, not a curated record
AUGUCUCCACAUCAACCAGAUGCAGACCCUUCUGGCCUGUGCUCCAUCCUGCAACACGGGAAUGACGCUACCCCAGGGGGAGGUGAAUCCUACACGCUCUACAGUUUAAGAUCCCCUGACCUGGUCCAAUCUCUUUUCACAUUUGGGAAAAGUGGUCCAGAUGUCCCCUCAGCCUCCGCCACGUGGGCAACAAAAACGAGUGCCCAGCCCAGACCCCGCUCCCAGCCCAGGCCCCGCUCCCAGCCCAGACCCCCCCAGUCCCUGCCCAGGCCCCGCUCCCAGCCCAGACCCCGCUCCCUGCCCAGGCCCCGCUCCCAGCCCAGACCCCGCUCCCUG